Molecule: messenger RNA, 5144 nt
Organism: Morone saxatilis (striped sea-bass)
Lineage: Eukaryota; Metazoa; Chordata; Actinopteri; Moronidae
Product: echinoderm microtubule-associated protein-like 6
Molecular function (GO): microtubule binding
Source: RefSeq, a predicted model, not a curated record
GCGGGGAUCUUCAGCAUGCAUUCCUGUGAGGAAGGAUUCGCUACAGGAGGACGAGACGGCUGCAUCCGACUGUGGGACGUUGACUUUAAACCCAUCACCAAGAUUGACCUGAGGGAGGCUGAGCAGGGAUACAAAGGUCUGUCGAUCCGCAGUGUUUGCUGGAAGGCCGACCGGAUCCUGGCGGGAACGCAGGACAGCGAGAUCUUUGAGGUCAUGGUCCGAGACCGGGACAAACCGGUUCUAUUGAUGCAGGGUCACAGCGAGGGCGAGCUGUGGGCACUGGACCUUCACCCCAAACAGCCGGUCGCCGUCACCGGGAGUGACGACCGCUCCGUCAGGCUGUGGAGUCUUCCUGACCACACUCUGCUGGCUCGCUGUAACAUGGAGGAAUCUGUCCGCAGCGUUUCCUUCAACAACGACGGAUCUCAGCUCGCUCUGGGCAUGAAGGACGGAUCCUUCACCGUGCUGCGUGUCAGGGACAUGACGGAGGUCGUGCACAUCAAGGACAGGAAGGAGGUGAUUCAUGAGCUGAAGUUUUCACCGGACGGUUCCUUCUUGGCGGUGGGAUCAAACGAUGGGCUUGUGGACGUCUAUGCCGUCGCCCAGCGAUACAAGAAGGUGGGUGAGUGCAGCCGCUCCACUUCCUUCAUCACCCACCUGGACUGGUCGGUUGACAGCCGCUUCCUGCAGACCAACGACGGCGCCGGAGAGAGGCUGUUCUACAGAAUGCCAGCAGGGAAGCUAGUUCCUAAAGAGGAGGCGAAGGGGAUCCACUGGAUGACAUGGACAGGUGUUGUCGGGACAGAAGUGAACGGCAUCUGGCCCAAAUACUCAAGCAUCACUAACGUGAACUCUGUGGACGCCAACUACAGCAGCGCUGUGCUGGUGACCGGAGACGACCUCGGGCUUGUCAAACUCUUCAGGUUCCCCUGCCUUAAGAAAGGAGCCAAAUUCAAGAAGUACAUCGGUCACUCUGCCCAUGUGACGAAUGUCCGCUGGUCCAACGACCUGCAGUGGGUCAUCAGCACCGGUGGCGCUGACCACGCUGUCUUCCAGUGGAGGUUCCUGCCAGAGGGCGUCAUGAAUGGCGUCCUGGAGCCCCUCCUUCAAGAGGGUUACGCUGACUCCAACAGCGGAGAGUCGGACUCAGACGUGUCGGACGUCCCGGAGCUCGACUCGGACAUCGAGCAGGAAGCUCAGACCAGCUACGAACGUCAGGUCUAUAAGGAGGACCUGCCUCAGCUGCGGAAGAAGCUGAUUGGUUCCCUGAAGCGGCAGAAAGCUCCAGAGGAGGGUCUUCGUCUGCAGUUUGUCCACGGGUACCGGGGCUUCGACUGUCGUAACAACCUGUUCUACAGUCAGGCGGGGGAGGUGGUGUAUCACGUGGCCGCCGUAGCCGUCGUCUACAACAGGCUGCAGCACAGUCAGAGGUUCUACCUCGGCCACGACGACGAUAUCCUCAGCCUCGCCGUCCACCCGCUCAAAGACUACGUGGCCUCCGCACAGGUGGGCAGAGACCCAGCCGUCCACGUCUGGGACAUCCAGACUCUGAAGUGUCUGUCGCUACUAAAGGGACACCACAGCAGAGGAGUGUGUGCUCUGGAGUUCACAGUGGAUGGGAAGAGUUUGAUCUCUGUGGGAAUCGAUGACUUUCACUCCAUCGUGAUCUGGGACUGGAAGAAAGGAGAGAGAUUGGCCAAGGCCAGGGGUCAUAAAGACAAGAUCUUUGUGGUGAAGAGUAACCCGUUCAGGGUGGACAAACUGGUGACUGUCGGCAUGAAACACAUCAAGUUCUGGCAACAUUCAGGUGGGGGUCUGACGUUUAAACGAGGGAUUUUUGGGAACCUGGGGAAGCAGGAGACGAUGAUGUCGGCGUGUUACGGUCGAUCGGAGGACCUGGUCUUCUCCGGAGCCACCAACGGAGACGUUUACAUCUGGAGAGACACAACGCUCGUCAAGACCAUCAAAGCCCAUGACGGCCCCGUGUUCGCCAUGUGCUCCCUGGACAAGGGUUUUGUGACGGGUGGGAAGGACGGCAUCGUGGAGCUCUGGGACGACAUGUUUGAGAGAUGUUUGAAGACGUACGCCAUCAAGAGAGCCGCUCUCUCUCCAUCAUCCAAAGGCCUGCUGCUGGAGGACAACCCGUCGAUCAGAGCGAUCACUCUGGGUCAUGGUCACAUCCUGCUGGGAACAAAGAACGGAGAAAUCCUGGAGAUCGACAAGAGUGGACCGAUGACGCUGCUGGUUCAGGGUCACAUGGAGGGGGAGGUGUGGGGUUUGGCAGCUCACCCUCUACUUCCUGUCUGCGCCACUGUCAGUGACGACAAAACUCUGAGGAUCUGGGAGCUGUCGGCCAAUCACCGCAUGGUCGCCGUCCGCAAACUCAAGAAGGGUGGACGAUGCUGUGCCUUCUCUCCUGAUGGGAAAGCUCUGGCGGUCGGUCUGAAUGACGGCAGCUUCCUGGUGGUAAACGCCGACACGCUGGAGGACAUGGUGACCUUCCACCACCGCAAGGAGCUCAUCUCAGACAUCCGCUUUUCCCAAGAUGCAGGGAAGUACCUGGCUGUGGCGUCCCAUGAUUCCUUCGUGGACAUCUACAACGUCCUGACCAGUAAGAGAGUUGGUAUCUGUAAAGGAGCCGGCAGCUACAUCACGCACAUCGAUUGGGACUCCAGAGGUAAAUUGCUGCAGGUGAACACCGGAGCCAAAGAGCAGCUUUUCUUUGAGGCUCCUCGAGGACGCAAACAGAACAUCAGCAUGGCCGAGUUUGAGAAGCUGGACUGGGCGAGCUGGACGUCCGUUAUGGGUCCGACCUGUGAGGGAAUAUGGCCGAUGCUUAGCUUCGUCAAUGCCGCCUCGCUCACCAAAGAUUGCAAACUGCUCGCCACCGGAGACGACUUUGGCUUCCUGAAACUGUUCAGCUUCCCGUCCAGGGGCCAGUUUGCUAAGUAUAAGAAGUACGUUGGUCACAGCACCAACGUGACGAACGUCCGCUGGUCCAAUGACGACUCCCUGCUGCUGUCAGUGGGCGGGGCUGACACGGCGCUCAUGAUCUGGACCAGAGAGCCGCCGGGCCACAAAGAGAGCAAAGCUGUGGACAGCGAGGAGUCGGACGACGACACUGAGGAGGACGGAGGGUAUGACAGUGAUGUGGCCCGAGAGAAGGUGGUGGACUACGUCACCAAGAUCUACUCUGCUAGCAUCAGGAACAUGUCAGGAACCAGACCUCACCUGCAGCACAAAGAGCUUCCUGUGGAGGAGAGGCCUCCUGUGAGUCGAGCUGCACCGCUGCCUGACAAACUGCUGAGGAACAAUGUGACCAAGAAGAAGAAAGUGGUGGAGGAGCUGGUUCUGGAGCACGUCUUUGGCUACAGAGGCUUCGACUGUCGCAACAACCUGCAUUAUCUCAACGACGGUACUGACAUCAUCUUCCACACCGCUGCUGCAGUGGUCAUCCAGAGCCUGUCCGCCGGAACCCAAACGUUCUACCUGGAACACACCGACGACAUCCUCUGUCUGACUGUCAAUCAACACCCAAAAUACCAAAACAUCAUCGCGACAGGACAGAUCGGUGAGUCCCCGAGCAGAAAGUCAACUCAGGCGUGUCUUGCUCCAUCCAUUCAUGUGUGGGAUGCCAUGACCAAGCAGACCCUUUCCAUCCUCCGAUGUUCCCACGCUAAAGGUGUCGGCUACGUCAACUUCAGCGCUACAGGAAAGCUGCUGCUCUCUGUUGGAGUGGAGCCUGAACACACCAUCACAGUGUGGAGGUGGCAGGAAGGCACCAAGGUGACCAGUAAAGGUGGCCAUGCUGAGCGGAUAUUCGUGGUGGAGUUCAGACCGGACUCUGACACCCAGUUUGUGUCGGUGGGAAUCAAACAUAUCAAGUUCUGGACUCUGGUUGGAGGUUCGCUCGUGUACAAGAAGGGAGUGAUCGGCUCGGUGGAGGACGGCCGCAUGCAGACCAUGCUGUCUGUUGCCUUUGGUGCUAACAACCUGACAUUCACUGGUGCUAUAAAUGGAGACGUGUAUGUAUGGAGGGAACACUUCCUGGUACGAGUGGUGGCAAAGGCGCACAGUGGUCCGGUCUUCACCAUGUACACAACCCUGAGGGAUGGACUCAUCGUCACUGGGGGGAAGGAACGGCCGACUAAAGAGGGCGGAGCUGUGAAGCUUUGGGAUCAGGAGAUGAAGCGCUGCAGAGCUUUUCAGCUAGAAACCGGCCAAUCGGUAGAGAAUGUCCGAUCCGUCUGCAGAGGGAAGGGUAAAAUCCUGGUAGGAACCAAAGAUGGAGAAAUAAUAGAGGUAGGUGAAAAGAAUGCUGCCUCCAACACCAUGAUCAACGGACACACUCAGGGAGGAAUCUGGGGUUUGGCGACUCACCCUUUCAAAGACGUCUUCAUCUCCGCCAGUGAUGACGGGACCAUCCGAAUAUGGGACCUGGCUGAUAAGAAACUUCUGAACAAGGUGAGUUUGGGUCAUCCAGCCAAGUGCACCUCCUACAGUCCCAACGGAGAGAUGGUUUCCAUCGGUAUGGAGAACGGAGAGUUUAUUGUCCUGCUGGUCAACUCCCUCACCGUCUGGGGCAAGAAGAGAGACCGCAGUGUCACCAUCCAGGACAUACGCUUCAGUCCAGACAACCGGUUCUUGGCAGUGGGUUCAGUUGAAAGUGCUGUGGAUUUCUACGACCUUUCUUUGGGACCAUCCCUUAACAGGAUUGGCUACUGUAAGGACAUCCCUGGCUUCGUCAUCCAAAUCGACUUCUCUGCUGACAGCAAACACAUCCAGGUGUCCACCAGCACCUACACUCGGCAGGUGCAUGAAGUUCCCUCGGGGAAGAUUGUCACAGAGCAGUCUGUAUUUGAGAGGAUCACCUGGGCUACCUGGACCAGCAUCCUGGGUGACGAGGUUCUCGGCGUUUGGCCUCGCAACGCAGAGAAAGCGGACGUCAACUGUGCUUGUGUUUCCCACGCUGGCCUCAACCUGGUGACCGGAGACGAUUUCGGCCUCAUCAAGCUCUUCGAUUUUCCAUGUUCAGAAAAAUUUGCAAAACACAAGCGUUACUUCGGUCACUCUGCUCACGUGACAAACAUUCGCUUCUCCUGUGAUGAUAAGUUCGUCAUCAGUGCCGGUGGCAGUGACUGCAG